Messenger RNA from Colossoma macropomum (tambaqui), 2205 nucleotides. RefSeq names its product immunoglobulin superfamily DCC subclass member 3. The transcript has 14 exons. The record is from RefSeq and is a predicted model, not a curated record. Bases 1 to 2205 code for a protein of 734 amino acids. Gene Ontology annotation, molecular function: protein binding. Gene Ontology annotation, cellular component: axon; plasma membrane. Gene Ontology annotation, biological process: cell-cell adhesion; axon guidance. Lineage: Eukaryota; Metazoa; Chordata; Actinopteri; Characiformes; Serrasalmidae.
AUGACCAGGACCGCCGCUUCUUCACUGCUGCUUCUGCUGCUCACCGCUUUACCAGGUUUAGGUGGGGCUUCAGAGCUGGCCUUCAUUAAAGAGCCCCAUGAUGUCAUCGCAGUGAGAGACCGUCCCUUGAUGUUGGACUGUGAGGUGGAGGGGGAGGGGCCUAUCACUAUUAACUGGCGGCGGAAUGGUGUACCCAUUCCUACGGGCACCAGAGUGGCCGUGCUGGACAAUGGCAUGCUCCUGAUCCGAAACUUCCAGAAACGGCGUGAGAGCAAUGAGACAGAUGCUGGAGAGUAUGAGUGCGCUGCUCAAAACCGCUACGGCUUGCUGAUUAGCCGCAAGGCACGGGUGCAGCUUGCAUCUCUUCCCAAGUUUCACUCCCACCCAGAGUCUAUGGCAGUGGAUGAAGGAGGGGUGGCCCGCUUUCACUGUGCCGUUAAUGGCAUCCCUGAGGCUAGCAUCACCUGGGAGAAGAACAGGACCACACUCAACACAGAUGAUGACAGGUACACUCUGCUGCCUAACGGUAUUCUGCAGAUCACUGGUGUGCGUCAAGCAGACAGCGGAUUAUAUCGCUGCAUGGCCAAAAACAUUGCAAACACACGUUACAGUCAUGAGGCCCAGCUCACUGUCACUGUGGCGGCUGCUCGUGCCUAUAAGGAGCCAGUGAUUCUCUCUGGUCCUCAGAAUCUCACUAUUAACGUCCAUGAGACUGCCAUUUUAGAGUGCAUUGCCACAGGUAACCCAAGACCCAUCGUGUCCUGGAGCAGACUUGAUGGCCGUUCUAUCGGAGUGGAGGGGAUUCAGGUGUUGGGCACAGGUAAUCUGAUGAUCUCUGACGUCUCCCUCCAACACUCUGGAGUGUAUGUGUGCUCAGCCAACAGACCCGGAACUAGGAUGAGGCGUACCGCGUUGGGUAGACUGGUAGUGCAAGCUCCUCCAGAAUUCCUGCAGUGGCCGCAGUCUGUAUCCAAACCACUUGGGAGCAGUGCAGUGUUUACCUGCCAAGCUCAGGGAGUACCAGAGCCUCACCUCAUUUGGCUGAAAAAUGGCAAGAUCCUCACACCUGGUGAUAAUGUCAAACUCACCAACAGCAACAGCACUCUGGCUGUAACGCGGAUCACUGCUGAGGACGAGGCCAUAUACCAGUGCAUAGCAGAGAACAGCGCUGGCACCAACCAGGCUAGUGCGCGCCUGGCUGUGUCCCAAUCCACCGACCUCCCCGAGGCUCCACAGGACCUUGCAGCCACACCACACUCACCUACCUCCCUACAGCUGCGCUGGAGCCAGCCUGAAGCACACGUCACCAACAGCAUCAUUGGAUACGUGCUGCAUAUCCGCAUGCUUGGCGAGCCAGACAGUAAAGAGCUACAGGAGGCAGUGAGUAAGGACACUUUCCAGCAUGAUUUCAGCAACCUGGAACCAGCAACCACCUACUCCAUCUAUGUUAAAGCCUACUCUCCGCUGGGAGCUAGCCAGCAGUCUAGUACUGUCAUUGCCACAACACUAGGGGGCGUUCCCACCAUGCCCAGUUUCUUCACUAAAGUGCUGAACAGCACAGCAAUGCAGGUGUAUUGGGAGCUGCCCAGUAAACCAGGGAAGGUGGAGGGCUUUAAGCUGUCUUACCGCAUGGUACCUCAGGAGCAGUUCAGACCAGAGGAGCGCUUUCCCGGCCACAUCAACACACACACCAUCUCACACCUCGAGCCUGCAGCAGUGUAUGAGAUUCAGCUGGUAGCAUUUAAUGGGAAUGGAGACAGCAUCAGCAACAAACGCCUUGUUUCACUGGCUGAGAGUGGAACAAACAGCAGAAACAAUGCUGAAGGCCAGAGCGUGUGUAACUGCAGGCAGAAUGGAGAAGGCUCUAUGACCGGCAUAGUGGUUGGCAUCCACAUUGGAAUGGCCUGCAUCAUCUUCUGUGUGCUCUUCCUCAUGUUUGCAUACCGUCGUAGUUUGUUCUGCAGAAAGGGUACUCAGGAUGACUGGAGUGUGUCACAGAGAGGAGCUGGGCCACUGGGGGGUCUGGGAGAGAUAGCACCUAAAGAAGGAGUUAUCCGCAUCUCUGAGGCUGUAGAGCUAAUGCCACAGUCUCAGGACAGGGCAGCAGAGCACCAGCCUGCAGGGCCACACUGCCACGUCCUCAUUGAGCAGCAGCCGAGCAGCCCACCAGACAGUACCACGGGCACAGACACUGGCACUGUCUAA